CAGAAACAAAAAACCAACUUCUCUCGUCUCUGGAUCCGAUCCCAAUUUCAAACCUGAGGCAGCUGCUUGGCAACCCUCCCAGCAUCAAAGAUGAAGAUCUCCAAGGCUCCACAGCUCCUGAAGAAGGCCGCGGCAAUGUGCAAGAGCAAGACGGGCGUGCUCGCAGGCAGGCUCCUCGUCCUCGCUGCGCUCCAGCGCCGCAGGAUGACCUCGGUCGCGGUGAUCUCUCACAAGAUCCACGCGCUCGUUGUGCUUGACCGGGAGAGAAUGGACUGUCGCAAGGCACUCAUGCUGCACAAGGUCGAGAGGAGACCGGCCGUCAUCCAUGAAGAUGACAUGGCUUCCGAUCUCUCUCAUCAAUUGGCUCUGUUCGGUCAGGAAACUGCUCAUGGUGGCUGCCCUGACUGGACACUGCACCCCAUCUUCAGCGAUGAUGACAACUCCUACACCGAAGAGUCCAACGACGAAGAUGAUGGUGAUGUGCUACUCGAUGCGUGCCAUGAUGAUGACGACGAGCCAUCGGUCAUGGAUGUUAUCAGGAUCAACCGAGAGGUAGAGGGUUUGGAGUUCAACAUGGAGGAGGAGAUUGACCAGGCUGCCGAUAUGUUCAUCAGGAGAUUCCGGAAGCAGUUGAGCAAGGGCUUUUAGUGUCUACAUUCAUGUGUCAGCAUCCUUGCAACGGCCUAGGGUGUUGCUUCUUUGUUGAAGCACCCGCUAAUUAAUUAGGAAAUUUUGGAGAAAUCAAUACGAGUAGGAAUUGAUAUUGAGCACACAAAUGAUCCUUUUAGAACUUUUCUAAUUUUCUCAUC
Lolium perenne is the source of this 809-nucleotide messenger RNA. RefSeq lists its product as uncharacterized. The record is from RefSeq and is a predicted model, not a curated record. NCBI's taxonomy places the organism in Eukaryota, Viridiplantae, Streptophyta, Magnoliopsida, Poales, Poaceae.